Messenger RNA from Pocillopora damicornis (cauliflower coral), 3357 nucleotides. RefSeq lists its product as uncharacterized. The record is from RefSeq and is a predicted model, not a curated record. NCBI's taxonomy places the organism in Eukaryota, Metazoa, Cnidaria, Anthozoa, Scleractinia, Pocilloporidae. Gene Ontology annotation, molecular function: peptide receptor activity; guanylate cyclase activity; adenylate cyclase activity. Gene Ontology annotation, cellular component: plasma membrane. Gene Ontology annotation, biological process: cGMP biosynthetic process; receptor guanylyl cyclase signaling pathway; intracellular signal transduction.
UGCGUUAACUGACCAAUUAGAUGAAAGAAUUCAGACUAUCCGAUUAGACUUGAUUCUCUGCUGCUUUAUAACAGAGCAUUAGCCCGUCAAGAAUGCUAUAUGGGCUACAAAAAGCUGUAUCCAGUUGAAAACCUGCCACCACAGAAAGCAGAAGAAAUUCCAAAAACUUGGACUCUAGGGGGACUUCAUCAGCGCGUUUGAAAAAAGAUUCAAUUCAAGACACCUCGGUUAAACUGAAGCUUUCUUUCGCGGAUUAUCAGCUGCCAUGAAGAAAACGAGACAAGUAGAGCCGAUCCUGGACUUGAGACUGGAAAAUAAAAUAUCAACACCAAAAAGUAUCACUCGAACUGGAAGAAGAACUCAAAUGGCGACCAUGGUAGUUGUGAGCUUGAUAGCCAUGACUGGUCUGACGAUUCUUACAAUACUAGACGCUUUAAAAGCCAGUCAGGUCACUACAAAAACCAAAACAUUGCAAGCUAGCAUAAACCUGAGCAUCGAAGUCGCGGGCCUCAUUCACAGACUGCAAAUUGAGCGAGGAACAAGAGUUUUACACUUCAGUUCAGAUCCACAACAGGGAAUAUGGCCUCGGGUGUUAGAAGCUGCAGAGGAAACUGAUGAGGUGGCCCAAAAUCUCGCCAGGUGGCCACAAGAUAAUCGUGAAACGUAUAAUUUUAACAGCCUGGAGACAUUUCUGGCGCUGGUAAAUAACCAUCGUCAGUCUCACCCUUCCAAUAACAGCACAAUCAAAGAAGAAAUCACGUUUUACACACAAAUAAUUACAAACCUGUUUGAUUGGUCUUUCCGCAACGUCCAGCAAACAGACCAAGACAUUCUGUCGGACUACAUCGGGUACCAAAUGCUCCUUAUUGGCAAAGAAAGAACUGGUAUUGAGCGAGCUCUUGGAGGUUCAUAUUUCAGUCGAGGAUAUUUUCAAGAUACAAAUGAUUUACUCUGGUAUGCAAAGCAGAAUCAGCUGGGACAGGACAAGUUACAGACGAGCAUGCAACUUGUGCCGGAGAUUAAAACAAUUUAUAAUAAAUCUGUUGAAGCUUCUAACAGGACGAUUUUGGUUACUGUGGAGCAAAAAAGAAAAGUUAUCUUAGGCAAUAAAAAGCAAAACGCGUCAGUGGAGUUGGGAGUAGAGUGGUUUGAUAUCAUGACUGUUUACAUAAAUGCAUUACUUAAAGUUCAAAAGGAGGUCGGGACACUGAUCCUUGACAAACUUAAGGAGAAUGUAAGCUCAGCAGAGAAGGACUCGAUACUAAAGUAUUCAGUUUUUGCCUUCGUUCUGUUGAUUAUGCCCUGCUUUGUGUUCAUUGUUUACACGAUCCAAAGAUACGCGAACAAACUUCAUCAAACAACGAAACAGCUGAAGGAAGAAAAACAUAGAGCAGAUUGUCUUCUUUACCAAAUGCUGCCGUAUCCUGUCGCCGAACAGCUCAAGGGUGGGCAGACUGUCAAAGCAGAGCAGUUUGAAAGCGUGACUGUCUUUUUCAGUGAUAUCGUGGACUUCACGCAAAUCUGUGCCAGUAUCUCACCCAUGGAGGUGACCCACAUGUUGAACCAACUUUAUGGAAUCUUUGACAACCACAUCGACAAAUACGAUGUCUAUAAGGUGGAGACGAUCGGUGACGCCUACAUGGUUGUAUCAGGCCUACCAGAGAAAAAUGGGCACAAUCACGUCACUGAGGUGUCCCUGAUGGCUCUUCAUCUGGUGGAGCUCAUGAAAAGUGUUCAUUUUGGCUCCGAUGACGGAAGAGAUCUCAGUGUAAGAAUAGGUAUACACACGGGUCCUUGCGCGGCAGGAGUUGUAGGGAACAAAAUGCCUCGCUAUUGUUUGUUUGGGGACACUGUGAACACCGCAUCCAGAAUGCAGACAACUGGAUUGCCCCAGAAAAUCCAUGUGAGCAAAGAUACAAAGGACAUGCUGGAAUUUAUCGAUGGUUAUCAUCUGGAAUUCAGAGGAUUAGUUGACGUCAAAGGCAAGGGUGCAAUGGAAACCUACUGGCUUUUAGAUAAUACGGCGCCGUGUGUUUCACAAACGAGUGAGAGACCAGAUGAAGCAAGUAGUCAUAGGUAUCAAGUUAGAAUCUGAGCUCGCCUUAACACCUCUCACACUAGGCUCCUCUCGGAAACAUAAGUAGAAAGUGUUAACUCUCACUCUUAUGACAGGUGAUCAAAAGAGUAAACAAGGGGGUUACUUUCAGAAGGGGUUCAUUUGGUCUUAAAGGUCUCUAUUCAAUUUGUUUUUACAUCUCAAUUUUUUUUAAUAGCUUUCACCAUUAAGGUGCGGGAUACACAAGCGAGGCUCCAAAUUAUGUGUGCCGUUAAGAGAGGCACUGUGUCUUGACCAACAACACAACGCAUUGACCCGGCCAGGUCUCAAACCCAGGCCUCUCGACACGGAGUCCAGUGCAUUGAACAUAACGACAUAACGAUAUACAAAAGAUGUAAAGAAGUUAUUUACGAUGAUACUAAUUUUUAAAAAAAUCCAGAAAUAGACUGUAAAAGAUCGCAUUUGAUGGUGGUCAGUUACAAAUUCUACGUCUCUUUCCUGGUUGUUCAGGGUAGAAAAAAAAUCGAAUAGAAAGUAUUUCAUCUAUCUGCAUCCUCUAGCAGGUAGACAGAUAAAAAUUUUCUAGAUCAAUUAUAGGGCUGGGUUGUUCAAGUUAAACUUUACCUGAGCCAGGGUUUCAUGUAAAAUAUUUCAAUGAGUUUUAUAGCUAUACAAACAGAUCAACUGUAUAUAUUUUGUAUCGCCUUUGCUUUCAUAUAGUAAUGAAACCACACACAAAAAACAGUUUUUUAUAAAAGGUACAAAAAUAAUUCUUACUUUUCAAAUUCAGAAGUAGAACUUAUCGGCUUUAGAACAACCCAAACAUCAAAAUCAAAGCUUCUUAUUAAAUGUCGGUAGGUCGCGCGAAAUAAUUGUUUCAAAACUUUCAUGACCCUAGCCAACUCUCUUAAAUAUCCUUCACUCCGAGAUUGAUCAAUUGACUAUUUCAUCUCACAACACCAAAUACCAGACCUUGAAUUAUAUGUCACGUGCGGUAAGUAGAAAAUUGACAGUGAGAAAUUGGGAGUAAAAAAUCUAAAAUGUGAAGGUCAUUCGUAGCAUCAUGUGAAAGAUUCUGCACAUUGUCGCGCUUUGCGUUCAGCGGAUAGCGGUUUUAGAUCACGCCUCUACCGGUUUUCAACUCAAGAUAAAAGAGGUUAUUCAUAUUCAAAGAGAACAAACCAUCCUUGAAUCAACAAUUACACCAUGUAAAUCUAAAACUAUCCUUUUAAUUCUCACACUUUCAUCCUUUACCUCUUUUCUUGUUGUCACUAUUUAUCAUAAUUAGCAUUGUUCUACUU